AUGAUACGCUUUUCCAAGCCCAGAGCUGGAGGAAUCCUCACUGUGAAGGAGCUGAAAUGUUUGGUUAGAGCUUCGAGGACUGAGUACGUGCCAUCGUCCUCUCUUGGCUACGUAUUCCCAGAAGGUCUCACCCGUUUCAAGAUGGUCUUGAACCCUGCCUUCGAAGGAGCACCACAGCAGGCAGAGUUCUAUGCGAUACAGACGACCAACCGUCUGUCGGAAUCAUUGAGAUUGCUCUAUAUCGGAAGGGUCGGAAUGGGAGUGCAACCACCACCAGGGAACGCGACAUCAUUACUGCAACCAAUAUCCAAGGCUCUAUGUGAGAUGAUAGAUAAGGAGAUCGGAGCACUCAGAGAGGAUACUGAGGAUGCGCUCCUAAAGGACGUUCCGUUCAUGGCCGUACAAUUCAAUGACGGAGAAAAUCCAAUAGUGAAGAGGCUUUGCCUCGUUGGCCGUUCUUUGCAGAAUGGUUACAACCUAUCAGUUUGA
Messenger RNA from Perkinsus marinus ATCC 50983, 489 nucleotides. RefSeq lists its product as hypothetical. Bases 1 to 489 code for a protein of 162 amino acids. Lineage: Eukaryota; Perkinsozoa; Perkinsida; Perkinsidae. The record is from RefSeq and is a predicted model, not a curated record. The transcript has 4 exons.